UAGAUAACCUCGCUCUAUCUCGUAUAUUACUGGAAGUAGCAUAGCAACAAAGGCGCAUGCAAAGGGCUAAUCUUCGGCUUUGAGCGAGCAUAUAUACAGGGAUCAACAGCUCAAAAAACCCCCCACAGCCCUGCACUGACGACACCAUCACUCCACCCACCUCUUCUCCAUCAGCUGUGCUGUGCCGCUGAAAAGAUUUCUAUAACUUUCGAAACACAAUCAAUUGACUUGACUCAUAAUCCUUUUUCUUUCUUUCAUAUCCUCACAAAUCUUUCAAAGCUUUCGUAAAUAUGGCCACCAAAAGAAUAGUCGUCUGUGGCGGAAAUGGAUUUCUCGGCAGCAGAGUAUGCAAAAGUGCUGUUGCGAGGGGUUGGGAUGUAACAUCCAUCAGGUACAUUUGCUUCUCAAUUGAACAGGUUUUUUGUGAAAUAUCUCUAAUUUACAAACAGUCGCUCAGGCGAACCCCAAUGGUCCUCCGUAACAUCCUCGCCCUCCCCUCCGUCCUGGUCCCACAAAGUAACCUGGGAAUCCGCCGACAUCCUCAAACCGUCCACCUACGCACCCCUUCUCAAACAAGCCGACUAUGUAGCCCACAGCAUGGGCAUUCUCCUGGAAGCAGAUUACAAAGGCGUCAUAUCAGGAAGGGAAUCACCAGUCGCUGGUCUAAAACGCGCAUUCUCAGCUACCAAAGCUGGUUCUCAAAAUCCACUGCAGAGAAAAAGCGCAGAAGACCUGAAGUCGCAGGAGAAAGAUGGGCAAAUAACAUAUGAAUUAAUGAAUAGGGAUUCGGCCAUUACUUUGGCUCAGGAAGCAAAUAAGGAGGGCGUGAAGGCUUUUGCGUACGUUAGUGCUGCUGGCGGGGCGCCAGUUUUACCUGAACGAUAUAUCCAAUCGAAGAGAGCGGCAGAGAGUACCAUUUCAAGCGAGUUCCCCAAAAUGCGGGGGGUGUUUAUAAGAUCGCCUUUACUAUAUGACAGCUCCAGAAUUAUUACGAUUCCAAUGGCGGCGAUAACUGGGGCGACGACAGUUUUCAAUGGUAUCACGGGGGGACUUUUUGGUGGAUUUCUGGGUGCAGCUGCAGCGAAGCCUUUGAAAGCUGACGUUGUUGCUGAGGCCUUGGUUGAAGCACUGAGUGAUGAGAACGUCAAGGGGCCAGUCGAAGUCAAGGAAAUUGAGGGGCUUGCUCAAAAAGCCUGGAGGAAGGGAAUGUUAUGAUUUGAUGAGCACAAGCUUUGGCAACGGC
Hymenoscyphus albidus is the source of this 1243-nucleotide messenger RNA. The record is from the annotation of a GenBank genome assembly. NCBI's taxonomy places the organism in Eukaryota, Fungi, Ascomycota, Leotiomycetes, Helotiales, Helotiaceae.